Messenger RNA from Bufo gargarizans (Asiatic toad), 2143 nucleotides. RefSeq names its product ankyrin repeat family A member 2 (gene ANKRA2). Gene Ontology annotation, molecular function: protein binding. The record is from RefSeq and is a predicted model, not a curated record. Gene Ontology annotation, biological process: regulation of gene expression. Lineage: Eukaryota; Metazoa; Chordata; Amphibia; Anura; Bufonidae. The transcript has 9 exons. Gene Ontology annotation, cellular component: nucleus. The coding region runs from base 220 to 1158 and encodes 312 amino acids.
GCGGGGAGACCGAUGGCAGAACCAGUAAUCGUACAGCGACCCCAAGAGUUUGGGAACACGGGGAGCAGGACGUGAAGCCGCCCGGCGCUUCUUGAUGACGUAAGACAGGAAGUGACGAGGGACAAUAAUAUAACAAUAGCAGUUAUCUAAGAUCCGGGUCAGUGCAAUCCUACCAUGCCGAAUUAACUACGGAGGCUGUCAAUGAGUCGCUGAGGAACCAUGUCUGCCCUGAGCAAUCUGGAGGGCUCGGCCGAGCUGUCGGGUGACGAAUGUGUGAGCUUCUGUCUGUCCGGCAUGCCUGAUAUCAAAGUGGAACAUGUGAUGGAGUCCAACCCAGAAGAAGGAACGGCCCAGAACGUAGCCAUGGGAAUGAAAUUCAUUUUGCCAAAUAGGUUUGACAUGAAUGUCUGCUCUCGCUUUGUCAAAUCAUUGAAUGAAGAAGACAGUAAAAACAUCCAAGAUCAAGUAAACUCUGACCUGGAAGUCGCGUCCGUCCUAUUUAAAGCUGAAUGCAACAUACACACCUCCCCGUCCCCCGGGAUACAAGUCAGACAUGUGUACACCCCCUCGACAACCAAACAUUUUUCACCAAUCAAGCAGUCCACCACACUGACAAACAAGCACAGAGGCAACGAGGUGUCAACUACACCCCUGCUGGUUAACUCGCUGUCGGUCCACCAGCUGGCUGCUCAAGGGGAGAUGGUCUAUCUAGCAAGUCGCCUUGAGCAAGAAAACGUGAUCAACCUGACAGAUGAAGAAGGUUUCACACCACUUAUGUGGGCCGCGGCUCAUGGGCAGAUCGCCAUUGUGGAAUUUCUACUUCAGAAUGGCGCGGAUCCUCAAGUCCUGGGUAAAGGUCGGGAAAGCGCUCUGUCACUGGCCUGUAGUAAAGGAUACACGGACAUUGUGAAAAUGCUGGUGGAGUGUGGAGUGGAUGUCAACGAGUAUGACUGGAAUGGAGGGACGCCCUUGUUAUAUGCUGUCCAUGGCAAUCAUGUCAAGUGCGUGAAAAUUCUUCUAGAGAAUGGGGCAGAUCCGACCAUUGAGACAGACUCUGGAUAUAACUCCAUGGACCUGUCUGUAGCUCUGGGACACAGGAGCGUCCAACAAGUCAUCGAGAAUCACCUUUUGCAGCUUCUUCAGAGUAUCAAGGAAUAAUGGACACUUUAUAGGACGAGCAGUGGACAGUUUAUAUCAUGCAUCAGAGGCUUAUGAUUGCUCUUACGCCAUUGGUUAUACAACGUUUUCAACAGUUAUUACCCUACAGUUUCCGACUGAUGCUAGAUUGCAGGAGAGGCAGCUCCUGCUCUACCAGAGACAACUUCUUCUCGCAGGAUGUGACUAUGAAUAGAGAGAAAUUCUCUCAGACCGCUUUGUAUAAUGUAAAUCGUAUCAUGUGGUUUAUCCUAGUCCAUGUUGAUUUCAGUGUGUAUCUCCCUGUCAUUUGUCUUUUUUUUGGGGGGGGGGGGGGGCAGGACGGUGCUAGCGGUAAGUGUCCUGGUGCCCACUGUUGGAAAGGCAAGGAACUGUCAGACUUAUUGUUCCCCUAUUAAUAAGACGUUUGCCAGAGUUGCCUGGAAGCUAUUUAACCCUCCGAUCAUCAUUGACAUAACAUGAGAGUUAAGUUGUGUUGAGUGUGGGUAUGAUACUCUGCCCACUGAAUGAUCUUUUGGCCAACAAAUCCCUUGUCUAUGACCAAGAAACAUGAGCGUUAAGAUAUCAGUGGCACAUCGUGUACCAUGAAUGGUCUCACCACAAUGUAAUAUUCUGGUUUGGCUGGAGGCCUUAGAAGAAGACCAGUCCUUGUGCGUUAUAGGCUGGCAAGUAUGUUCCAAUACUUCCUGGGUCCCUAGUCAGUCAGUACUUCAUGGUCCCUCUCAACAUGGCUACUUAGCCAAUCGGUGGCCACAUCAAUGAUCUGUCUCGGCAAAUGACUCGCUGUGGCAGCAUUUCCUGGGUGUCAAGAGGUUACAGGAUACAGAGCAGAGAAAGGCUGGUGACCAUAAGUCAUCAUAAUGGGAGCGGUUAGAGAUCACUGAGGCGAGUAAUCAUGUAAACCACAGGGAUUAUAAAAUUAUACCAUCUGACAACUUAAAGAGGACCUUUCAUGGGUCCAGACAUUAUCAAAUAAGUAGGGGUUUGU